AUCAUAGAGCCAUAUAUGCCCGAUCGAUUUGUUUGACAGUUGGGGUUUAUACAGGAGAUUCCCGGUGACAUGAUUAGGCCUGAUGAUGCUUAGAGACCACUUAGUGUGAAGUCUUAUAGGGUCAGUUUUCAGCUCAGAUGACCACUCUCAUGUGGGAUAGAUUUGUCCCCGGUGUUGCGUUCAAUCUUCUGCUUGGUAGAUAUACUAGAGUUCCACGUGGCGGACAUACUUGUGCACCUGACUACCUACCAUGGUUUAGGAGAGUUAGCCAUCCUAUAGUCACUCCUAAUGUUGAGGAUGAUCACGGUCUUCCUGAGAGGACCAACGUUGAUUACUGGGUAGGGCGAUUCAUGGUUAAGGUGCAGCGAUCACUUAGUGAGUAUCCUAUGCUAUCAAGGGACACCAGAGCAAUGUUGGAGCAGGUGAUUGAUUAUUGGAAUGUAAUAAAUGGACUUAGAGAUUAGUUGUAAUAUGUAUUUUAGCUUUGACUUUGUUGUUUUAUUAGACUAUGUUUUGGAUGUUGUUAGUGGACAUUUAUGUUUUACACAUUUGUUGGGAAUUAUCAAGUUGACAUUUAUAUAUUAGUUUUUUA
This is a messenger RNA of Chenopodium quinoa (quinoa), 592 nucleotides long. RefSeq lists its product as uncharacterized. The transcript has 2 exons. The record is from RefSeq and is a predicted model, not a curated record. Lineage: Eukaryota; Viridiplantae; Streptophyta; Magnoliopsida; Caryophyllales; Amaranthaceae. The coding region runs from base 138 to 464 and encodes 108 amino acids.